Molecule: messenger RNA, 4623 nt
Organism: Necator americanus (New World hookworm)
Lineage: Eukaryota; Metazoa; Nematoda; Chromadorea; Rhabditida; Ancylostomatidae
Exons: 43
Coding region: 1-4623 (1540 amino acids)
Biological process (GO): oligosaccharide metabolic process; amino acid transmembrane transport; protein N-linked glycosylation
Cellular component (GO): endoplasmic reticulum membrane
Molecular function (GO): Glc3Man9GlcNAc2 oligosaccharide glucosidase activity; L-amino acid transmembrane transporter activity
Source: RefSeq, a predicted model, not a curated record
AUGACUGCCCAACAACGUGUGAAAAAUGGUUCGCAGGAGUGCGAUUUCUCCCUGUGGCUGGGAGUAUCGAUCUGUUGCGUAUGGAAAUAUCAAACGAUUGCUCGUCAAAUGAAGCAAAUAGAAGAUAGCGGGAAGUAUAAGACACCAAGGGGAUUGAAUGAAACUUGCUCAGACAGCCAUUUGGAACACUUUUUGAGGUGCCCCUCAACGCCCUUUUCGGCGAUGGCGCCAGGGAAAAAACCAAAAAAUCCUUCCGCUGCACUUCAGAAGCAGGCCAAGAAUAAGGGUGCGUUGAGUUGGAGUACUCUUGUUCUAAUUAGUGCAGUUGUGGCAACUAUUUCGUAUCUUACUUACCUGGAAUUUUCCGGCACCCGUCAAUUACGGAAACUACUUCCACGUAUUGAAGGCCUCAACGUUGACAACAAAAAAUGGGGAUCCUAUCGUUCUCACACCUAUUUCGGUCUGCGCACAAGAGAUCCACGAUCACCCCUCUUUGGAGUAAUGUGGUAUGAACAGCCAGACGUGUUGCAGAAACCUCACAUGAGACACUGGUGCAAUCAAGGAGAUAAUAUCCGAGGUUAUGGAUGGUACUCCGCAGAUGGUCGUACUUUUGGUCGCCAAAAUGUUUCCGAAAUUUACGGAACACUGUCCUUUGACUGGAUAAACUAUGGUGAAUCGUGGACUACAAGAUUACGUGCAGAUACAAGAACAAGAUAUUCUGUUAUACUCUAUUUGGUGGCACAGGAUCGGCAAUCUAAGUUCCGUAUAGGACAUCAUUUAAAUGACAUUAUCACUGGAAGAACGGAGUUGUUUGGAGAUAUACGAUUGAAAGUUAAUGUUAAAAAUGAGGACCAAGUACUGCAUUCUACCCUGGUAUGGGACGACGAGGUUCAUCUAGAUCAUCUUGAUGAUCUCAUUUUUAUGAACACGCGUGCUUUAGAGUCGGAUCGCGGUCUUGUUUAUCAGUUAGAUCAGCAGAAACCUUUUAACGAAGGUCAAUUUGUAGCUAUACAGCUCAAUUUUUGGACGAAAACGGAGGUGGAGAUAGCGUUUAGCACUAUCCAUCAUGGAGCCAAGAUGAACGCAGAAUUCGAGAAAGAGCUCGUGAAAAGGGAACAGAACUUUAACCGUCAAUUCGAAACCAGCUUCAAACUGGGAAUUAAGGAUGACUCUGGUAUCGAACAAAGAAUGGCAAAGGUAGCACUGUCCAAUAUGCUAGGAGGUAUAGGAUAUUGGCAUGGGUCUAAUCGAGUGCAAGUAACGGGUGCUUCCACAACGGUAACGUACGGUCCGCAUGAGCUGUUCUCGGCAGUUCCAUCACGCUCAUUUUUUCCGCGAGGAUUCCUUUGGGACGAAGGAUUUCACAAUAUUUUGAUUCGGAAGUUUGAUCCAGAAUUAAGUUUGGAGAUUAUUGUCUCUUGGUUGAACACAAUGAGCGAGAAUGGCUGGAUUCCGCGCGAGAUGAUUCUAGGAGUUGAGGCAGAAGCGAAGGUCCCUUCCGAGUUCAUCGUGCAGCGCACAAAUGUUGCAAAUCCGCCUAGUAUCUUUUAUGUUGUUGACCAAAUGCUCGACGAUGAAAACCUGCUUUCGAAACAUGGUCCCAUUCUGGCGAGUAUGUACAAGAAACUCGAGAGAUGGUACAGAUGGCUCCAAAGAAGUCAGGCCGGGAAAAAGAAAGGAACAUUUCGGUGGCGUGGCCGAAAUGCGACAACGGUACAGGAGCUUAAUCCAAAGACAUUAGCAUCAGGACUUGACGACUAUCCUAGAGCUAGUCAUCCUUCGAAGGAGGAAUAUCAUCUCGAUCUUCGUUGUUGGAUGGCUCUCGGUAGUCGUGUGAUGGAUCGAUUGGCACAUCUUUAUGGGGAUGAUAAAAGCAAAAGCAAGUACACUGAAGAGGCAUCUGCUCUGGCAAACUUUGAUGAUCUUGUGCAGUUACAUUGGAGUGAGAACAAAAAAGGUUUUUUCGACUAUGGCCUGCACAGUGACAAGGUGAAGCUCGUGAAGAAGCCAGUGAAAGGAGCACCAGGCCAAUACGUGGUCGAGAGAUCCGUUGUCAACAAACCUCGUUUGGGUUUCGUAGAAGAUGUGUUUGGUUACAACAGCCUUUUCCCAUUAAUGCUUCGCUUAAUUCCACACGAAUCUGAGCAGCUGGGUCAUAUACUGGACAAACUAGCUGAUCCUGAGCUCUUGUGGACAAAAUACGGGCUUCGCUCAUUAUCAAGGACUUCUCCGUAUUAUGCGGCUAGAAAUACAGAGCAUGAUCCCCCUUACUGGAGAGGCUAUAUCUGGGUAAAUGCCAAUUACAUGGUACUAUCUGCGCUGAAACAUUAUGGUUCCCUCUCUGGAUCCUAUCAACUUAAAGCUCAAAAUAUAUUUAGUGCACUGAAGGAGAAUUUGGUAUCGAACAUGGCUAAGGAGUUUAAUCGCACCGGCUACAUAUGGGAGAAUUACGAUGACAAAACAGGUCAGGGACGUGGAUCACAUCCUUUCAACGGUUGGAGCUCAUUGGUCUUGAUGCAAAAAUUGUUCGAGAAUUCCGUUCACUUCGUGAUCUCUUCGUCAGCGGACGCGUUAACCGCUGCUCGGGUUCGAUUUCGAUUCAUGUCAUCGUAUGACGUUAUCGGCGAUGACGAUGAUGAGCCACUAGUUUCCAGUCCACCUUCUCUACCGGGCUCAUCAUCUACACGCGGUCGACGACGUCAGCCUUACCUGUUUACUGGAGGCUUAGGCCUUUCGCGAGAAGGCAGCAUGGUGUCACUGCAUUCUGAGGACGAGUAUAGAGACCACAACAUGGCACUUCGUUACCGUUUGUACAGCCGACUUGAUCCAGGAGGACAGCAGCUUAGAAUGCCUGACCAUGUUAUUUCAUCUGAGUUUUUCUCGAUUCUACCAUUUGACGAUUUGAAGGAUAGCAGUGGAAAACAAAACAGCUUGGUCACUAUUUUCUCUUUAUGGAACACAAUGAUGGGAACGUCGUUGCUAGCGAUGCCAUGGGCGCUGCAACAGGCUGGUUUUGUUUGGGGGAUUUUUCUGAUGCUGUCAUUGGCGUUGCUAUGCUUUUAUACCGCGUUCCGAGUCUUGGACAGUCCUAAAGGCUUAUCAGCUGGAAUGGACCCAUUUUUAAUGGAGUUUUCGGACGUCUGCCGCCAUUUUCUCGGAAGAGGCGGGGAAUGUCUUGCAGUAGGAUUUUCUGUAAUUGUGCUCCUUGGUGGUAUUAUGGUUUAUUGGGUUCUCAUGUCAAACUUUCUCUUCUACACUGGAACCGUCGUUUACGAGGCCCUCCAGCCGAAUAGUUCAACAAUUCCAAUUAUGGAGAACAAGACCUUCACAUGCGACGUGUAUUGUCCCUUAGACGAGUCCUUUCCUCCGAUAGUAAAAGAAGAAAUGAGUUCACCUUUGACCGGUAGUUGGUUCCCGUCAUCAUGGGAUUUUGACCAAUUGUGGCAGUUGCAACGCACCGUUCCUGUGUACCUCGCAUUUAUAACAUUUCCACUGAUGAACUUCAAAUCGCCCACAUUCUUCACAAAGUUCAACGUACUAGGAACGUUAUCUGUAUUUUAUUUGUUGAUAUUCACUGGUUCAAAACUGGUCGAGUGUGGUUUCAACAUGAAUCUUAGUGAUUUCAGUUCUAUUCAUUACGCCAAACCAUUCAGUUGGAGGUUUCCCGCUUUAACCGGUACCAUGACGUUGUCCUACUUUAUUCAUAAUGCUGUUAUUACAAUUCUUCGGAAUCAGAAAAACCCUGAAAAUAACGUACGUGAUCUUUCUAUUGGUUACUCGUUAGCAGCAUUCUGCUACAUCUUCAUAGGAUUCGCAUUCUAUGCAGGAUUUCCAGUGCAGAGGAGUUGCAUCAGUGAUAAUUUUCUGAAUAAUUUCGGCGCCGGAGACAUUCUGAGCAGUACUGCUAGGAUGUUCUUACUUUUUCAAAUGAUAACAGUCCUACCACUGUUAAUGUACCUUAUUCGAUCACAACUCUGCUACGCCUUCUUAGGAAAAAUAUGGCCUGGCCUUGGACCUGUUUUUUUAUUGAAUUGUGGAAUAGUGUGCAUAGCUGUGAGCGUUGCCAUGUUUUAUCCCAGAGUCGGUAGCAUCCUUCGAUACGUUGGUUCUCUUGCUGGUUUGAUUUAUGUGUUCGCUCUGCCUUCUAUUAUCUACAUGAAAAAACUGCAUUCUGAAGGCAAAUUGACGAGUACAAAACGAGUUAUUCACAUCAUCAUAAUCGUGCUGGGUAACAAGAUGUUUCUUCGACCUCUGCAAGUUUUACUGCAACCUUUGCGGUUUACGUCGACUGACAUGCGUUAUGUUGAACGAAUGCGACUUCUUGAGUACUGGGGAAUCAAGGACACUGCGCUGACGAGUGAAUUUCGGCGAUCCCAGUUUCUAGUUAUGAUCGACCGGAAACCAUUAGUGAGAAAGAAGGGAAGUAGGAUAGAGCUUGCGUGUCUCAGCUAUCCAGAGCUCCAAGGAAGCCUCGGAGAGUAUGGAUUUUCAUUUGAUACAUCCAAUAGCUGUCUUCUAGAUGCCAUAGAUGGUCCAGAUAACGGAACGAGGACUCUCCCAUACAAAAAGAUGACGUACUACGAGAACUUGGCCGAUGUCUCGAUGCGCAGUUUCUCGACCUGA